This is a messenger RNA of Tupaia belangeri chinensis (Chinese tree shrew), 978 nucleotides long. RefSeq names its product olfactory receptor 10X1. NCBI's taxonomy places the organism in Eukaryota, Metazoa, Chordata, Mammalia, Scandentia, Tupaiidae. Gene Ontology annotation, biological process: G protein-coupled receptor signaling pathway. The record is from RefSeq and is a predicted model, not a curated record. Gene Ontology annotation, cellular component: membrane. Gene Ontology annotation, molecular function: olfactory receptor activity; G protein-coupled receptor activity. The coding region runs from base 46 to 978 and encodes 310 amino acids. The transcript has 2 exons.
UUGAAUUUGUAUUGUUGUUUCUUUCAAAUUUUAGACAUUCAAACAAUGAAGAUCAAUCAGACGAUCGUGAAGGAAUUCAUUCUUGUUGGCUUUUCAGCUUAUCCGCAUGUACAGACAUUUCUUUUUGUGGUCUUCUUUUGCCUCUACCUUUUCACCCUUGCAGGUAAUCUGACCAUCAUGGGUCUAACUUGGGUAGAUAGAUCUCUCCACACCCCCAUGUACAUCUUUCUUAGUUCACUCUCAUUCUCUGAGACCUGCUACACAUUAUCUAUCAUUCCGAAGAUGCUGACAGAUCUACUGGCCAAGAACAGAAGCAUUUCGGUCACAGGUUGUGGCUUGCAGAUGUGUUUCUUCUUGGGACUUGGUGGCACAAACUGUAUCAUCCUCACAUUGAUGGGGUAUGACCGGUAUCUGGCCAUCUGCAAUCCUCUCAGAUAUCCAUUGGUCAUGACCAACAUUAUAUGUGGACAUCUUGUGGCCUCUGCUUGGGUUGGAGGUUUCUUGAUCUCUUUGACAGAGACUGCACUAGUAUUCAAAAACUAUUUCUGUAAACCCAAUUUUGUUAAGCACUUCUUCUGUCAUAUGAGGGCAGUUGUGAGGUUGUCCUGUGAGGACAGUGACCUCACAGAAUUCAUUAUAACAGUGAUACCAGUGUCAGGCUUGCUGGGAACUUUCCUACUCAUCAUCCUGACCUAUGUGUUCGUUCUUUCUACUGUCUUCAGGAUCCCUUCAUCUGAGGGGAAGCAGAAGGCAUUUUCUACCUGUGCCUCUCACCUCACAGUGGUCAUUAUACACUUUGGUUUUUCAUCUAUUGUUUAUUUAAAACCAGAAGCCUCGGGGGGUGAUGACACACUCAUAGCAAUCCCUUACACUGUAAUUACCCCUUUCCUGAGCCCCAUGAUAUUCAGCCUCAGGAAUAAGGACAUGAAGAAUGCUUUUAAAAAAAUAAUGGAAAAGACAGUUGCCUUGGACAAAUAA